CUUCCCAGCACAGUGGGACUCUUGAUGAACGAGAAGAAGACGACGAAGAAUCCGAAAUUCGAUGCUACGUUUGCGACCAGGCCUACAAUGACAUCGACAAAUUAGAUGAGCACCUCAUCGCAAAACACAACUACCGAAGAGACGAAUACCAGUGCGAAUACUGUCCAAAAGCGUAUUCACAUCGCCCUUGUUUGAUCAAACAUCGAGCCAUUAAACACGGAGAAACGAAGAAGUAUCAUUGUGAGAAUUGCCCCAAGCCUACAAGCCUGGAUGAGCAUCAUAGAAUCCUUAAGAUCCAGCCUCUCCAUAAUUUGACAGACAAUAAAGCAGCUGAUUUCUCGGUAUUCACUGAUCCCAGCAACCUCCAGAGGCAUAUAAGAACAAACCACGUUGGUGCUAGAUCUCAUGCUUGUCCCGAAUGUGGAAAAACAUUUGCAACUUCUUCUGGUCUGAAGCAGCACACUCAUAUCCAUUCUUCUGUGAAACCUUUUCAAUGUGAGGUCUGUUUUAAGGCCUACACCCAGUUCUCCAAUCUGUGUCGCCACAAGCGAAUGCAUGCUGACUGUCGAAUGCAAAUAAAGUGCGUCAAGUGUGGGCAAUCCUUCUCCACCGUUACUUCUUUAUCGAAGCACAAACGAUUUUGCGAUUCAACAGCACCGACCUCUUCUCUAGCUUCACAACCACAACUACCUCUCAGUGCAAUGGCUGGAACCAAUCCCUUUCCGCUGUACAGACCUGGUUGCUCUUUACCUUUUGGAUUUCCUCCCCAGUUUCCUCCCUACCACCAACUGUUUCCUUCCGGACCGAUGAUCCCUCCCCUAUUCUUCAACCAGAUGCAUAAGCUCAACUCUGGGGAAGAACACUCUCCUCCGAAGAAGCUGAGGUUGAGCAGCGAAGGUCUUUCCCCAAAGAUGGAGCGGUUUUCGCCUAAAGCAGAAAGAUCUUCACCUUGUGUUGAGAGAUUCACACCUCCAAGAGAUACCACCUUCAUGGCGAAAAUCAGUCCCCCUAAAGGUACCGAAGCCAAUGUAGCCCCUUCCCCAGCAAGACCUAGCAAAGUGUUCGCAACAACCGAACACAUACGAGUGGAAAUCCCUGAGGAUGAAGACGAGUUUCCGAAGGACUUGUCUAAAAACUCUUGCAGCCCUUCAUCUUCGAGUAGUGAUGAUGGAGAUCAACCGCUGGACCUGAGUGGGUGGAAGAAAUCCAAGCAGACCCCGGAUACCAAGUUUAUUGAGCCACAACGUCAGACCACCGCUUCUCCAGAGUCAACCAGAGAGGAAAAAAUUGACGUAGUGGACGUAGAGGAAGAAAAGUCUCUGCCAAUGGAUGAAACUCCAGUCAAACCAACAAUGGCAUAUCCCCGACCCAUACACCCCAUGAUGCCAGACAUGUGCAGGACGUUUCCAUAUAAUUACCCGCAUCCUCAAACUAACGACAGGUUACUGCCUUAUCCCUUCCACCAUCACAGGUUUCCAUUCUUGAAUGCUCUGCCUCCUCAAAGGAUUGACCUGCUCCGACCCGCCCUUCCAGGAUUCAAUAACAGCAGACCCUUCCAUGAUGUCAUGCAGCAGAGUCAAGGCAAGAUCAAUAAGGACAGAUACGCCUGUAAGUUCUGCGGGAAAGUGUUCCCCAGAUCUGCAAACCUAACCAGGCAUUUGAGGACUCACACAGGGGAGCAGCCAUACAAGUGCAGGUACUGCGAGAGGUCAUUUAGCAUAUCCAGUAACCUCCAGAGACACGUGAGGAAUAUCCACAACAAGGAGAAGCCGUUCAAAUGUCCGCUUUGUGACAGAUGCUUUGGUCAACAGACAAAUUUGGAUAGGCACCUGAAGAAACACGAAUCUGAUGAUGGCAACGGUGGGGUAGCAGUUGCAGAUUCGCCAGGGAGUAGUAACGAAAACGAAAGAGAGGAUGCUUGCUUUGACGAAAUCAGAUCUUUCAUGGGAAUUGUGACCUCUGGUGGAACUGACUACUAUAACAAUAGCAGGGUCUACAAUACGUCACCUCUCAAUAACGACAUUGACGUUGUAGGCAAAGAAGAUGAGGAUUCAGAAACUUACUCGGAAGUAGCUGAUGAGUAUUUGACUCAAACUAUGAAACAAGAGAAGGAAAAAUUGUUGAACAAUAAUGACCAGACAAUCAAGGUUUCUACCUAGUUAUGAGCCGUCAGUAAUUUUCAAAGUUAGCACUUUUUUGGGAGAGUUUUAUAAUGUGAUCGUCUUUUUUAAAGUUCUAGAGUAGAAUUGAGUUAAUUUAUUGUAAAUAUGCAUAUCUGUCGAUAUAUAAAUUGUAUAGUAUUUCUUAAGUAAGAUUAUAAAGUUCCUACACAAAUUUUGUCAAUUUCGGAUAUAUUCAUGCACUUGAAUCUCAUAUUAUUCCUAUAACAACCUCCGAAGUGUUGGAGUCUAUUGUAUUCAUUCUCCGUAUCACAAUCUAGCAGUAGUUUUGCUAAGUGACUUGCUUUAUUGAUAUUACAAAUGUACUAUACAAAAUUAUCCUUGAUAUUCUUUAAUAUGUUACUUUCCAAUAGCACUAUUGUUUAUUUAUGACAUUCGCCACUUGUAUAUAUAUAGAUGAAUUUUCGAAUUAUCUGAUAGGUUCUAAGAGAAUAGUGUAUGUAGUUUUUUUUGAGAUAUGUGAAAGGGAAGUCUUAUUUACCAGUGAUAUUUCGAUUUGAAAAAUAUAAAUCGUGAAUUCGAAACCAAAGUUAAUGAAUAUUCCGUACAAAGUAUUUUUGGUUUUUACCAAGGUGAAUGUACUAAAUCAUAGUUGUUUAUUAUAUGUAUUUUCCUUUUAUCAUCACUUAUGAAUAGUACUUAGGGCAUCAUCACUUAUUGUAAAAUAUAUUUAAAAAAAUAAACACACAUAUAUAAGA
This is a messenger RNA of Leptinotarsa decemlineata (Colorado potato beetle), 2878 nucleotides long. Its product is annotated as transcription factor hamlet. NCBI's taxonomy places the organism in Eukaryota, Metazoa, Arthropoda, Insecta, Coleoptera, Chrysomelidae. Gene Ontology annotation, molecular function: DNA-binding transcription activator activity, RNA polymerase II-specific; protein binding; RNA polymerase II cis-regulatory region sequence-specific DNA binding. Gene Ontology annotation, biological process: regulation of transcription by RNA polymerase II. Gene Ontology annotation, cellular component: nucleus. The record is from RefSeq and is a predicted model, not a curated record.